AUGUUCCGCGAAUUCCGGACGAGCGCCAUGGUUCAGGAGACGCUGGCGUCCUUGGGAAUACCAUUCCAGGCCAACUUCGCAGGAACCACAGGCGUGGUGGCAACCAUUGGUACAGGAUCAGAGCCCAUAGUCGCACUGCGAGCCGACAUGGACGCACUACCAAUCACAGAAGAAACGGACGUGCCGUUCAAGUCGCGCCAUCCCGGUGCCAUGCACGCAUGCGGCCACGACGCCCACACUGCCAUGCUGCUUGCCGCUGCCCGAAUCCUCCAGGAGCGCUCCCGGGCAGGUACCUUGGGCGGCACGGUUCGUCUUAUCUUCCAGCCAGCAGAGGAAGGAGGGGCAGGGGGGAAGCGCAUGGUGGACGGGGGGGCUCUCACGGGCGUGUCUGCUGCCUUCGCGCUGCACGUCUCACCCAAGAUCCCAGCAGGCUACGUAGGUAGUCGCCCUGGCAUGCUGCUAGCAGGGUCAGGCCGGUUCAACGCCACAGUGUGGGGCAAGGGGGGCCAUGCAGCCAUGCCCCAGUUCGCAGCAGACCCCAUCCUCGCUGCUGCCCACAUCGUGUCAAGGGGCAAGGGCGGCCAUGCCUCCAUGCCUCACUUUGCAGACCCCAUCCUCGCUGCUGCUCACAUCGUUUCUAGUCCGGGGUGGUUCAACGCCACAGUGCGGGGCAAGGGAGGGCAUGCUGCCAUGCCUCAAUUCGCAGCCGACCCCAUCCUUGCUGCUGCUCACAUCGUUUCUAGGGCGGCCAUGCCGCCAUGCCUAAGUGUGCAGCAGACCCGAUCCUGGCUGCUGUUCACAUCGUCUCCAGGUGCGAUAGACAAUGUACCACCGCACUCCACUGUCUCGGGGAAGGGGGGCCGUGCAGCCAUGCCCCAGUUCGCAGCAGACGCCAUCCUUGCUGCUGCUCACAUCGUAUCAAGGGGCCACAGUGGGGGACACGCGGUCAUGCCCCGCUUCGCAGCAGGCCACAUCCUCGCUGCCGCUCACAUCGUGUCAAGUUUGCAGCAGACCACAUCCUCGCUGCUUCUCACAUCGUAUCAAGACCCCUUUGCCUUGCGGGUGGUCUCAGUGACUCAGUUCAACGGCAGCUCGGCUGUUAAUGUCAUCCCCGAUACAGUCACACUGCGCGGCACCUAUAGAGCCACCACUAAGGACGGGCUCGCUGACCCUGAUGUUUCCUCUUUUCACCUGUCCCCCUGUCACCCUACUUUCUUCCUUCCUGCUUUCAUUCCCCUGCCGCCCCUCCCCUCUUUCCCUCCGCUUCUUCAGCCUCCAAGCCAUCGUUUCGAGAGAGACUGA
Molecule: messenger RNA, 1302 nt
Organism: Closterium sp. Naga37s-1
Lineage: Eukaryota; Viridiplantae; Streptophyta; Zygnematophyceae; Desmidiales; Closteriaceae
Source: the annotation of a GenBank genome assembly